Messenger RNA from Phyllotreta striolata, 1692 nucleotides. The record is from the annotation of a GenBank genome assembly. NCBI's taxonomy places the organism in Eukaryota, Metazoa, Arthropoda, Insecta, Coleoptera, Chrysomelidae.
AUGUUGGUAAAAUAUUUUAUACUAAUUUUAUUCGCCGUUCCAACAGUACCAAAUCAGGUACAUAUACUGUCCAAUAACCAGCACGAAUUGCACAAGCAGUUUUAUAAGUUUUUCGACAAACUAGCGAGAUGCAAACAAACCCCCACAACUUGCUAUUUCGAUAAAAACUAUCCAGAUGGAAUUAGAGAUGUUAUCGACAGGAUUAUCUCUCAAAAUACUUGCGUGCCGUUUCUUAGGGAUCGAUUCAACGGUUCGUUCAAAGUCCUCAAAAUGUACAUCUUUGGUAAUAAAACGGACGAAAUAUAUCGACUAGCAGAUGAGAUUUCGGUCAAUCCUCACUAUAACAGUGAAGUCGAAAUCGCCUUCUUUAUCACCGAAAGAGUCGAGAAUAAACGAUUUUUGGAAACCCUGCUACCGUACAUAUGGUCGAAAAAUAUAUCGAAAUUUAUUGUAGUCUUCGUGCAGGUGCAAUUGGAGGUUUACACGUACUAUCCUUUUGAUAAAAGGAAAUUCUACAGAAUUGAACAGUUCGGAAAAUCCUGCCAGAAACUCUUCGAGGAUAAAACAAAGAACCUCAAUGGAGCUCCUUUCAGGGCAUUCGUGUUUGAGAGGAGACCCAUGACAAUUUUUACCAAUGGAAAAUGGUCAGGGUUUGAUAUAAAAAAUCUGGAGCACAUUGCAGCGGUUAUAAACGCCCGUUAUACCACCAUAGGAACUAAAUCGAGCACUAUACACGAGGGUUUCGAUAAUUUGACUGCGAAUUUAGCCGAUGUUAUCAUGGUGCGAAUAUUCAAGGCACAUUAUUCUAGUAAUACUACAUCGUCUUACCCGUUCAGUUUGGACUACAAAUCCGUGAUUGUUCCGCUACCGAAGAAAGUUGUACAUUCUUUGAACUUUUUCGACCAUUUUAUUAUCUUCUAUGCAACCUUAGCGUUACUGGCUACACUUUUGCUGCUUUUUAGUUUCAACAAUAACGUCCAAGUAGAGUUUUCGCUGUAUGUUCUGGUUUUGUGGGGCAUUGUUUACUCCAAACCCGUGGCGAAUUUGAAAAUAUUCCAAACGAAAUUUAGGAUUCUCAUUGUGAUAUUGUUUUUUAGUUUCACGAUAAUUUCGUGUAAUUUAGGGACAUCCUUGUUAAGUCAUUUUCUUAUUACCAGAUACGAAAAACCGAUUAGUACGUUGGAAGAAUUGAAAACCAGCAACAUUGUUUUGUAUGUAUCCCAAGAUUUAGUUAAAACUUCUUUCAUUAAGUCAUCGGGUUUGUGGGAUAAAUUUGUGCCAAUGUCCCCUCUAAAUAUAGAAAAUAUUUUAGAGCGAUCUUCUCCUAAUUAUGCUUACGUCUUAAGAAAAGAUGCGGUUAGUUAUUACUGCAACAAGUUAAGGGACGAGUAUGGGAAUCCCUUGUAUACGGCUAUCAAAGAGCCCUUACUAUCGAGCGUAGGGGUGUACUAUCUGCAGAAAAACUCCCCGUUUCGUUCGCAAUUCAGCAAGGCCCUUCUAGCAAUCGAGCAAUUCGGAUUUACUGAAAGUACAGCAAACCCGUUCAAAUUUAAAGUCACAACAUCCGAGGAAGCUUUGAAAUUGCGCCAUUUUCGGCUCCCUUUCUAUUCGCUUUUCAUGGGAGAAAUGUUGGCUUUUUUGGUGUUUAUAAUCGAAGUGCUUUACAAGAAAUCCACCAAUUAUUCGUUAUAA